GGGCCUUCUCCGGCUGGGCGGGCGGGGUGCGCUCCAGGUAACCCGGCUGCUGCGGCGACCUCGUGCCAGCCGCCGCCGACUCCGGGUGUCCGAGCAGUCAGGCUGGUAUUUUGCUCUUCUGAGAUAAGGUCUCUCUGUGUAACUGAGGUUAGAUUAGAACCUAAUCUGUUGCUCAAGAUGUCCUGGAACCCGCGGCCAUGCUGCUUUCCCAGCUUCCAACUUUACAGACGUUACUCCUAGCGCUGUACUAGUCUUGGGAGUCUGUUUUAUUAUUCUUUUUUUGACUGGUUCUCUCGUAGUCCAGGUUUGCCUCGAACUCCCAUUGCUUUCACCUACCAUGUACUGGAAUUACAGUGAGCCACCAUGCCUGGCUUGAGUAUCUUUUUAUUGCACAACCUUUAAAGGAAUAAACUUUUCAAAAUAUGUUUACGUAUUGGAGGAGGGGCGUGCUGUGGCAGGGAUGUGGACGUCAGGAUAAGUUGCGUCAGACAGUUCUUGCCUUCCACCAUAAAGAAGAUUAUAAAUGCCAGAGCCGUUUAACCGAUGUUGAAUUCUGACACUUCCUGUGCCAGCCUGUUCAUUGGGAAAAAUUCAGAAAAAAACAAAUAGACGUGUAUAUCUACAUUGGCUAUGGCUAUACCAAUAACCGUGCUUGACUGUGAUCUCUUGCUGUAUGGCCGAGGUCACCGGACCUUGGACCGUUUUAAACUGGAUGAUGUGACUGAUGAAUAUUUGAUGUCCACGUAUGGAUUUCCACGGCAAUUCAUUUACUACUUAGUGGAACUCUUGGGGGCGAGUCUUUCUCGACCUACUCAGCGAUCUAGGGCUAUUAGCCCAGAAACUCAGAUCCUGGCAGCAUUGGGCUUCUAUACCUCGGGCUCCUUCCAGACUCGCAUGGGAGAUGCAAUUGGAAUUAGUCAAGCCUCCAUGAGCCGAUGUGUUACCAAUGUCACUGAGGCCCUCGUGGGCAGGGCCUCACAGUUUAUUCACUUUCCAGCGGAUGAGGCCGCCAUUCAAUCUCUGAAGGAUGAAUUCUGUGGACUGGCAGGGAUGCCAGGAGUCAUAGGGGUGGUUGACUGUAUCCACGUAGCAAUCAAGGCACCAAAUGCUGAAGAUCUCUCUUAUGUGAACCGCAAGGGUCUGCAUUCUUUGAACUGUCUGGUGGUGUGUGACAUCAGAGGGGCACUAAUGGCUGUGGAGACGCACUGGCCAGGUGGCCUCCAGGACUGUUCCGUGCUGCAGCAGUCUGCUCUAAGUACUCAGUUUGAAGCUGGGAUGCAUAAAGAUAGCUGGCUUCUCGGCGACAGUUCCUUCUUUCUCCACACCUGGCUCAUGACUCCACUUCGUGUUGCUGAAACCCCAGCAGAGUAUCGCUAUAACAGGGCCCAUUCUGCAACUCACAGUGUGAUUGAGAAGACUUUGCGAGCCCUCUGCUCUAGGUUCCGAUGCCUGGAUGGAUCGAAGGGAGCCCUGCAGUACUCGCCGGAGAAAUCCAGCCACAUCAUCUUGGCUUGUUGUGUCCUUCAUAACAUUUCCCUGGAACACGGGAUGGAUGUUUGGUCCUCUCCAAUGACUGGACCCAUUGAACAGUCACCUGAGGGCGAGUAUGAGCAAAUGGAGUCCCUGGAUUUAGAGGCUGACCGAAUCCGGCAGGAACUAAUGCUCACUCACUUCAGUUAGUGUGGAAGGUGGAAGAAGGAGACUUUCCAGAAUGAACUAUGAAAACUUUCUCCUUACCAGCCCAUCACCAGGUUCUGUCAUCCAGUGUGACUGAAUGUGCACACUUGUCAGAAAUUAACAUUUAAUGUUUCAGAAGGGCAGGAGGUGGGGGAAGGCAUGCCAGCAAAUGUGUCAGUCAACCAGACCGAAACAAGACAUUGUCCCCUGAUGUGCAGUGAAGCCCGUGCUGUUCACCACUCUUUACUGUUCUCUGGCCGCAACUGUACAACCGCAGUAAAGGAGAACAGCACAUAACCACAGCAUUUUGUUCUGGAGAUCUCAAAUGAAAACAACGUUUUUCCUGA
Myodes glareolus (Bank vole) is the source of this 2024-nucleotide messenger RNA. It is a transcript of the gene Harbi1, whose product is annotated as harbinger transposase derived 1. Lineage: Eukaryota; Metazoa; Chordata; Mammalia; Rodentia; Cricetidae. The record is from RefSeq and is a predicted model, not a curated record.